Recurvomyces mirabilis is the source of this 1956-nucleotide messenger RNA. RefSeq lists its product as uncharacterized. The transcript is spliced from 4 exons. NCBI's taxonomy places the organism in Eukaryota, Fungi, Ascomycota, Dothideomycetes, Mycosphaerellales, Teratosphaeriaceae. Gene Ontology annotation, cellular component: nucleolus. Gene Ontology annotation, molecular function: NAD+ poly-ADP-ribosyltransferase activity; NAD+-protein mono-ADP-ribosyltransferase activity. Bases 1 to 1956 code for a protein of 651 amino acids. The record is from RefSeq and is a predicted model, not a curated record. Gene Ontology annotation, biological process: protein poly-ADP-ribosylation; double-strand break repair.
AUGCCGCCAAAGAAGAGGUCAGCAGCUGCCGCCACUAGCGGUGGCGAAUCGCCCAAAGCCAAACGUCAAACCAGGUCCAAGGCCACCAAAACAGCCACACAUGGAUCAGACAAGGAAGAAGUAGAGUCCCCCCAAAAGAAGACCGGAGCCAAGGCCAAAGCCAAAGCCAAGAAUACCACUGAUGGCAGCAAUACCCUUGUGUCGGAUAUUCCAUCCGAUCAACUCAACACUUUUCAAGCAGAGCCGGAUGAUGAUGAUGAUGAUGAUGGUGGUGAUGAUGUCCAGAUAUACGCCACGACAAAGUCCUCGACCAGCAAGAAGAAGGCGAAGAAGACGUCCAAAGUUCAAGAAGCUGCCGCAAGUCCAUCGCCCAAGCUGCUCACAAAAGUCGACUCUGUUACCCCUGAGCCUGCAGCUAGUGGUCAAGUUGCAUCCUCCGACAAACGCCUUGCCAUUCCUGUGGAUGAAGGCUGCCCUCUCUCGACUUACCGUGUGUUUGUGGAUCCUUCCGACGGUAUGAUCUACGAUGCUUCCCUCAAUCAAACCAAUGCAUCGAACAACAACAACAAGUUUUACCGCAUUCAGCUGCUGGAGAGCCAUGGCGGUGACUAUCAGACCUGGACCAGAUGGGGAAGAGUAGGCGACCGCGGUCAGAGCAAGCUCCUGGGCGAUGAAUCCCUGUCUCAUGCGCGCAAGGAAUUCGAUAAGAAGUUCAAGGAUAAGUCUGGCCUAACCUGGGAGAAGCGGCUCGACAAACCAAAAUCCGGCAAAUAUGUCUUCCUCGAGAAGUCCUACGAGCCAAGUGAUGAGACAGACACCGUUCCGCAGACCACGGCUGGUGCUUCACGUGCGAGAAGCAAGAGUCCGGCAAAGUGUACACUGCCGCCCGUCGUUCAGUCCCUGAUGGACUUGAUCUUCAACACUGAUUACUUCGCGGCUGCCAUGGAGAGCUACAACUACGACGUAAACAAACUCCCUCUGGGCAAGCUCAGCAAGACGACCAUCUCUCGUGGUUACCAGGCCUUGAAGGACCUGUCUGCUGCGAUCGACGAUCUGGAGAGUGCUGAUUCUGUGGAGGAGCUGUCCAACAUGUACUAUUCCCUGAUCCCGCAUAACUUCGGGCGUGGUCGUCCUCCAGUCAUCCGCAGCAAGGAUCUGCUCAAACGUGAGGCAGAGCUACUAGACAGUCUCUCAGACCUCAAGGAAGCCGAUGACAUCCUGAAGGGCAGUGAGGACUCGGACGAUAUAGAGGAGGUCCACCCUUCCAACUUCCGCUUCCGAAGCCUUGGUAUGCAAGAGAUGACUGUGGUUGACAGAAUGACGCCCGAGUUCGCGGAGAUCAGCCAGUACCUCAACAAGACCGAAGCCCAUCACCUGCAGUACCAGCUGGAGAGCGUGUUCCGUAUCGAGCGUCAGGGUGAGCUUGACCGUUUCAAGAACAGCCCGUAUGCGAACAUUGCAAGUGACAAACGACUGCUGUGGCAUGGUUCAAGGACCACUAACUUCGGUGGUAUUCUCAGUCAGGGUUUGCGUAUCGCGCCGCCAGAAGCUCCCGUCAGCGGCUAUGCCUUUGACAAAGGCCUCUACCUCGCCGACAUGUCUUCGAAGUCUGCCAAUUACUGCUACGCGUAUGCGAGUGGCGACUAUGGGCUGCUGCUCCUGUGCGAGGCCGAGCUUGGUAAUCCGAUGCUACUAUUGCAGAGUGGUGACAGCAAUGCGGGUUCCAUUGCGAAGAGCAAAGGCCACUAUUCUACCUGGGGUCAAGGUCGAAUGGCUCCGAAGGGCUGGAAGGAUGCGAAGUGCGUCCAUCCAUCGCUGGAGGGCGUAAUGAUGCCGGACACCACCGACGCACCUGGCGAGACGAACGUCGUGGGCGGGUAUCUGCAGUACAACGAAUACAUCUGCUACGAUGUGGCGCAGGUUCGCUUGAGGUACCUGCUUCGUGUUCGCAUGUAG